Messenger RNA from Bolinopsis microptera, 2407 nucleotides. RefSeq names its product long-chain fatty acid transport protein 4-like. Gene Ontology annotation, molecular function: long-chain fatty acid transmembrane transporter activity; long-chain fatty acid-CoA ligase activity. The transcript is spliced from 11 exons. Lineage: Eukaryota; Metazoa; Ctenophora; Tentaculata; Lobata; Bolinopsidae. The coding region runs from base 7 to 1923 and encodes 638 amino acids. The record is from RefSeq and is a predicted model, not a curated record.
AGCAGAAUGGAAAUGUUACACAUAGUUCUAGCAAUCCUGGUGACGAUCCCCACUUUCCUCCUAUUUAUCGUAUCUAUCCUGUACUUCCACUAUGGUAUUGACGGCUGGGACGACAUGAUCCGCGAGUUUAACAUCCUCAAGUUCAAAUUCUCCUUCGGUUGGUCUCAAGUCAGAAUCCAGCGUCGAAAAGUUAACUACAUAAAGACUUGGAAACAUUCGGUAGACAAGUUUGGAGAUUUGGUGUUCUUGGAAAAGGGAAGAUCGACUUAUACUUAUAACGAGAUAGACGAUCUGAGUAAUGGUGUUGGCAAGUUCCUUUACGAGAAGGGUGUAGCGGAUGGUAGUGUGGUGGGGAUCAUGAUGACGAACAGUGUGGAAUUUAUAGUGUCCUGGCUGGCUAUCAUUAAACUUGGAGGUCGGCCAGCCCUCUUUAAUACCAAUCUCAGAGGAACAUCAAUGGUGCACUGUCUCCGGUCUUUAACUGACUGCAACUACCUGCUGCUAAACGUGGAAGCAAAAGCUCAGCUCGACAGAGAAACACCUAUAGAUUUCAAGCUGUUGCGAAUAACUGUUUUCCUGGCGGACUUAUGGUCGAAGGACAUUGGAAACACCAUUAUUGGAGAAAGAGUUAUGAGCAUGAUGAAGAUGAUUUCUGAUGAGGAAGCACCGGGCAAAUGGGCUGGAGAUAAUAAAGCGCAUGACGCAAUAGUUGGAUACUUGUUUACGAGUGGUACCACGGGUUUCCCAAAAGCUGUUCCGAUGGCAUUCAACAGACUUUGGUCUGUACUUCAAGUGGCUCUGAUAAACAGGUACAACAUUACACAGGAUGAUAAAAUGUUUUCCUCCCUACCUCUUUAUCACUCAACAGCUCUCUGUAUUGGUCUCCAUAUUACAAUUUUGAGUGGAGGCCGCUACAUCAUCAAGGAAAAGUUUUCAGUUCAAACAUUUUGGAGUGACUUAAGGGCGCACGAAGCCACAAUCUUUCUCUACGUCGGGGAAAUGUGCCGAUUUUUACUCAACCGAAAAACAUCAUUUCAACCAAAAGUGGAAUACCAAACUAGGCUAGCCUUAGGAAAUGGCUUAGGAAAAGACAUUUAUACUCCCUUCAAGGAAACGUUCAAGAUACCUCAAAUAGCUGAGUUUUAUGGACAGACGGAAUGUUUAGCUUUUCUUGGAUCAGUGCUGAACAAACCAGGGUCACUGGGGUACAUUCCUAAAAUAAAGCUCGGUCCCCAGCCAUACAGGGUGAUACAAUGUGAUACAGAGACAUUGCAACCAAAGCGAGACUACCCUACAGGCCUCUGUAAGCUCUGCAACAUGAAUCAAGCUGGACUUCUCAUUGUUAAAUCUGAAAACUUCGGUAACAGAACAAUAUACCACAAGAGUAAUCAAGAUGUGAGAUUUCUGUCUGACGUGGAAAAGAAAGGAGAUGAGUUUAUCAAUACUGGAGAUCUAGUGAUGAUUGGAACGGACAGAUCUUAUUACUUCGUCGACAGGCUAGGAGACACUUUCAGAUGGAAAGGAGAGAAUGUGGCGACCCAAGAAGUGGCGUCCUGUAUCAACAAACUCGCCUCCGUUCACGAAGCUUGCGUUUACGGAGUCACUAUACCCGGACAUAAUGGUAGAGCAGGUAUGGCAGCGAUAGUUGUAGAUUCAGAGGACACCUUCUCCCUUGAAGCACUGUACGAAACUCUUUCUAGCAACUUGCCGAGUUACGCUGUCCCUAUCUUCGUCAGGAUGGUUCACUCACUGGAGACGACCGCGACCUUCAAGUAUAAAACAAAUCAACUGAAGCAGGACAACUACGACAUGAGCGUGAUAUCAGGAAACCUUUAUCUUGUUAACCAUAGCCAGAGGACGUACGAAAUAAUGACUCUUGAAACCAAUGAUCUGAUUAAGAAAGGAGAAAUAAAACUGAAUUGAAGUUUAGAACUCUAGGUGCACGAACACAUGUGCUCUUAAGCAUGGAGUGGAAUAUGAAGCAUUAAUAAGACAGUUUGAUACAAAUUAACCAUAUCAUCUGCAUGUCCAGAUAGUUAUACAUAAUAUGAAACUUUGAAAUUUCAAAUUAUUUCCACAAUAAAUUUGUUGGUAUUUUUCAUGGUAACGUAUUUUGUAAACUUCUGCGAGUUAAUUGUGUUGAUUUUAAUUAUUCCAAUAUGACUGGUGAAACAGUUGCAUAGAUUUUAAAUACUUUUAAAAUCUUCAUUUGUCUAAAACACAGAUUAGGAUGCAACGCAGAAACUAUCGGACUACGAUGAAUGGGGACUUGCGACCCCAUGGUAACAUUGAAAUAUAUUGACUCUGUUACAUCGUUUCCUCAGUAAAUGUAAUACUAAUAUAUUUGUAGUGUUGUAUUUGUAAUUAGUUUACAAAUAUAUUGGGAGAGUUUGAUCUCCAAAACCCU